Trichogramma pretiosum is the source of this 8746-nucleotide messenger RNA. RefSeq names its product fatty acid synthase (gene FASN1). Gene Ontology annotation, molecular function: oxidoreductase activity; fatty acid synthase activity; 3-oxoacyl-[acyl-carrier-protein] synthase activity. The transcript has 7 exons. Gene Ontology annotation, biological process: fatty acid biosynthetic process. Bases 613 to 7851 code for a protein of 2412 amino acids. The record is from RefSeq and is a predicted model, not a curated record. Lineage: Eukaryota; Metazoa; Arthropoda; Insecta; Hymenoptera; Trichogrammatidae.
ACGACGACGACGACGACAACGACGUUAUAUAUUAGCAGUCGAGGCACCGUCGGCGCGCAGUUCCAGAGUGGUAGUCCUUACUCGUCAGCCGCCCGAGACGGACGUGCAGACAGCCAAAGAAAACGAGAAAAAAGAAAAUUACAGUUGACACGCGGCGCAAAUUAGAAUAUCGAUUGCCAAGCGUUUGAAUUCGUUCGAUAAUACACAACGCUGACACGCUCUCUCUGCAUUUCGGCUGCGGUGCAACGAGUAGUUGAAAGUGACAAUAUAAAAAAUACUCUCUAUCUCAUCGUACAUCGUAGUGUAACUUUUUUUACAACAUUUGCUAUUUAUAUAUAAGAAAAUAUUCAGUCGACGAGAGAUACAGUUUUUCUAACGUACAACUGCCAACGACAACGAUCACACACGUCAACGAAGAUUUUCCCUCCGAUAUCGGCCGUUACAAGAAAGUUUAUUUGUCCACGAAACUUUUUUGACGCUCCGUUCGAAGAGAAGCAAAAAUCUUGACUCCGAUUCCCGGCACUAAGCAAAGCACACGCAGAGGAUCGCUUGAUUCGUUACAUAUAAUUCUCUUGUAUACGCGACACAGCAACAACAAAAAAACAAACCAAGAUGCCCGCUAGAUCGACCACCAGUGGUUCAAUGAUGCCGGAGCCGCCGCGCAACGGCGUCGCUCAGCAACAACGGCACGGCGCCCAAAUGGCCGGCGGACGGCCCGCCUUCCAGCUCGACGACGAGAUCGUCGUGUCGGGCUUCUCGGGCCGCCUGCCCGAGUCCUCGUCGAUCGAGGAGUUCAAGGACCAGCUGUUCGCCGGCGUCGAUCUGGUCACCGACGACGAGCGCCGCUGGCCCUCGGGCAUACACGGCCUGCCCGCGCGCACCGGCAAACUGAAGGAUCUCGCGUCGUUCGACGCCACGUUCUUCGGCGUGCACGCCAAGCAAGCCAACGUGAUGGAUCCGCAGCUGCGCAUGCUGCUCGAGUUGACGCACGAGGCCAUCGUCGACGCCGGCCUGAAUCCGAGCGAGGUGCGCGGCACCAAGACCGGCGUGUUCGUCGGCGUGUCCGAUUCAGAGUCGGACGAGUACUGGACCUCCGAUCCCGAUAUGGUUAACGGAUACGGAUUGACCGGCUGCUGUCGCGCCAUGUUCCCCAACAGAAUCUCCUACACCUUCGACUUCUCGGGGCCGUCGUUCGCCCUCGACACGGCCUGCUCGUCGUCGCUCUACGCGAUGCAUCACGCCGUGGCGGCGAUGCGCAGCGGCCAGUGCGACUCGGCCAUCGUCGCGGGCGUCAAUCUACUUCUCAAGCCCACGAGCUCGCUCCAGUUCCACAGACUGUCGAUGCUGUCGCCGGACGGCGCCUGCAAGGCCUUCGACGCCUCGGGCAACGGCUACGUCCGCUCCGAGGCGGCCGUCGUCAUAUUCCUGCAGAAGAGCCGUAGCGCGCGCCGCGUCUACGCCACCGUGGUGAACAGCAAGUGCAACACCGACGGCCACAAGGACCAGGGCAUCACCUUCCCCAACGGCAACAUGCAGAACAGGCUGAUGCGCGAGGUGUACGCCGAGGCCGGCAUCGAUCCGCGCGACGUGGCCUACGUCGAGGCCCACGGCACCGGCACCAAGGUCGGCGAUCCGCAGGAGGUCAACUCCAUCGCCGAGCUGUUCUGCAAGGACCGCCAGGGACCCCUGCUCAUGGGCUCGGUCAAGUCUAACAUGGGCCACUCGGAGCCCGCCAGCGGUCUCUGCUCGAUCGCCAAGGUGCUCGUGGCCAUGGAGCGCGGCGUCAUACCGCAGAAUCUCCACUUCAAGAGCCCGAACCUCGACAUCCCGGCGCUGUCGGACGGCCGCAUCAAGGUCGUGAGCGAGAACACGCCCUGGGAGGGCGGCCUCGUCGGCGUCAACUCGUUCGGCUUCGGCGGCGCCAACGCCCACGUGGUGCUGCGCAGCAAUCCCAAAUCCAAGAAGACGCCGGUCAUCCAGACCGAGAGCAGCCCCGUUCCACGGGCCGUCGCUGUCUCCGGCCGCACCGAGGAGGCCGUAGCCGCUCUCCUCGACGCCGUCAAGCAGAACGAGCACGACGAAGAGUUUCUCGCUCUCGUGCACAGCAUCCACUCGAAAAACAUACCCGGCCACUCGUACCGCGGCUACGAGAUCCUGGGCUCGAUCAACGAGCGCGAGAUCAGCGAGUACCACAGCGCCGAGAAACGACCCGUCUGGUACGUCUUCUCGGGCAUGGGCAGCCAAUGGGCCGGCAUGGGCAAGGAGCUCCUCUGCAUUCCCACGUUCAAGAUCUCGAUGCUCAGGUGCGCCGCGGCGCUCAAGCCAUGCGGCGUCGAUCUCAUGGAUCUGAUAAUGAACGGCACCAACGAGACCUACGAGGACGUGCUCAACAGUUUCGUGACCAUCGCCGCCAUUCAGGUCUGCCUGUGCGACCUCCUGACGCUGUUCGGCAUCGCGCCCGACGGCAUCGUCGGCCACUCGGUCGGCGAGGUCGGCUGCGCCUACGCCGACGGCACGUUCACCGCUGAGCAAGCCGUGCUCGCGGCCUACUGGCGAGGCCACUCGCUCAAGGUCGCCGGCCUUGCGCCAAACAUGGGUAUGGCCGCCGUGGGUCUCAGCUGGGAGGAAGCCAAGAGACGCUGCCCCGCCGACGUGUUCCCAGCCUGUCACAAUUCCGCCGACUCCGUCUCCAUCUCCGGACCCCUGGCCUCGAUCGAGAAAUUCGUCGAGGAGCUCAAGGCCGAGGAUAUCUUCGCCAAGCAGGUCAAGAGCUCGGGCGUCGCCUUCCACAGCAAAUACAUCGCCUCGGCCGGCCCGACUCUGCGCAAAAAUCUCGAGAACAUCAUCCCGUAUCCGAAGAGGCGUACGGCUAGAUGGAUUUCCAGCUCCAUUCCCGAGGACAAGUGGGGCACUCCUCUGGCCGAGCUCAGCUCGCCAGCCUAUCACGUGAACAAUCUCCUGUCCCCCGUGCUGUUCCAAGAGGCUCUCGCCCACGUGCCCGACAACGCGAUCGUCAUCGAGAUCGCGCCUCACUGCCUGCUGCAGGCCAUCCUCAGGAGAUCCCUGCCCAAGACCGUGACCAACGUGGGUCUGCACAAGCGCGAUCACACCAACAACAUGGCCUUCCUCCUCGGCAACAUCGGCAAGGUCUACAACGCCGGCGGUCAGCCCCAGUUCCAGAACCUGUACCCGUUGGUCAGCUUCCCCGUGAGCUGCGGCACGCCCAUGCUCAAUUCGCUGGUCAAGUGGGACCACUCCAUCCAGUGGGACGUGGCCGAUUUCUCCGGCAAAAAUUCGCGCUCCGGCGAGAGCGUGAUCGAGAUCGAUCUGUCGAAGGACACCGACGCGGCCCUCGCCGGCCACGCCAUCGACGGUCGCGUGCUGUUCCCCGCCACGGGCUACCUCACCAUCGUCUGGCGCACGUUCGCCAAGCUGCGCGGCGUCGAGUACGAGAAGCUCCCGGUCGUCCUCGAGGACGUGCAGUUCCAGCGCGCCACCAUCAUGCCCAAGGAGGGCUCGGUGAAGUUCCUCAUCAACAUCUUCGACGGCACUGGCGACUUCGAGAUAUGCGAAGGAGGCUCCGUAGCCGUGAUCGGUAAAAUCCGCGUACCCGAGGACGUCGAGAAGGAACAGCUGGCUCUCGAGCCACCGACCGUAGCCCAAGAUCCCAGCCUCCUCGAGCUCACCACCGAGGACGCUUACAAAGAGCUUCGUCUUCGUGGCUACGACUACACCGGAAUCUUCCGCGGCAUCAAGUCGGCCGACAGUCACGCCGCCGCCGGCAAGCUCGCCUGGUCGGAGGACUGGAUCUCGUUCAUCGACACCAUGCUGCAGUUCUCCAUCCUGGCCAAGGACACGCGCGAUCUCUACCUGCCGACCAGACUGCAACAGGCCAUCAUCAAUCCGGCCAAGCAUCGCGAGCUCGUCGAGAGCCUCGGCGAGGGCGAGGGCGUGCCCUGCUACAACUAUCCCGAGAUCGGCGUCAUCAAGUCCGGCGGCAUCGAGCUGCGCGGCAUGAAGGCCUCGCUCGCCCCGAGACGCCAGCAGACCCAGGCGCCGCCCAAGCACGAGCGCUACCUCUUCGUGCCCUACGACAACGCCACGCCGCUGGUCGAGGACCCGACUCGCGCCAGACUUCACGCACUCACCGUGCUGCUGCAGGUGGUGCGCGAGAACCUGGGCGGACUGAAGCUCAAGGUCGCCGAGAUCGCUGGCGAGCGCGCCUCCGAGGCCCUCAUGGCCCCGACGGUGCUCGACGUGCUCCUCAGCGAGCCCCAGUUGAGCGUCGACCUGCAACUGGUCACCGUCGCGCCCGACAGUCACGCUCACCUGCUCGAACAGUCCGGCAUCAAGGCCAUCGUCAAGGACGCCCAGGCCGGACCCGUGGCUCAAGAUCUGCACCUGAUCCUCGCCGCCGACCUGCUGACCAACAAUCAGCUGGCCGUGCUGAAGAACGUCUCGGCCUCCAUCAAAUCGGGCGGAUACGCUCUGCUCGAGGAGACCGGCAAGACCCUGGCGUCGAUCGCGCGCAAGGGCGGCCUCGAGAUCGUCGCCCAACAGGCCAUCUUCGGCAAGAACUACGUGCUCCUGAAGAAGGUCGAGGAAACCAGCGAGCCCAUCGUCAUUCAGAUAACCGAGAAGAACUUCAUGUGGGUCGAGGGCCUGAAGAACGCCCUGAAAAAGGCCGAGACCGAGAACCACAAGGUGCUGCUGGUCUGCCAAGGCGAGGAGCUCCUCGGUCUCGUGGGUCUGAUGACCUGCGUACGCCAAGAGGCCGGCGGUCACAACGUCAGCUACGUCUUCAUUCAGGACAAGAACGCCCAGAAGUUCUCCACGCAGGAUCCGUUCUAUCAGGAGCAGCUGUCCAAGCAGCUCAUGUCCAACGUCCUCAAGGGCCAGCAGUGGGGCAGCUACAGACAUCUGAGGCUCGAUCAGCAGACCGACGUGUCGUCUCUGCACGUCGAGCACGCCUACAUCAACGCCCUGGUCAGAGGCGAUCUCAGCAGCUUGAGAUGGAUCGAAGGCCCGCUCAGCUAUUAUCGCCCAGAGGAGCAUCCCAACAAGGAAUUCUGCAGCGUCUACUAUGCACCGCUCAAUUUCCGUGACAUCAUGUUGGCCACCGGCAAGCUCAACGCCGACGCUCUGCCCGGCGACCUGGCCGGCCAGGACUGCAUCCUCGGUCUCGAAUUCUCGGGCCGCGACUCCAAGGGCAAGCGCGUCAUGGGUAUGAUCGCGGCGCGCGGUCUCGCCACCACCCUGCUGGCCGAUCCGGGCUUCACCUGGCCCGUGCCCGACAAGUGGAGCCUCGAGCAGGCCGCCACCAUUCCCGUGGUCUACGCCACGAGCUACUACGCGCUGUGCGUGCGCGGCCGCAUGCGCCCCGGCGAGAGCGUCCUCAUUCACGCCGGUAGCGGUGGCGUCGGCCAGGCCAGUAUCGCCAUCGCCCUGCACAUGGGCUGCACCGUCUUCACCACCGUCAGCUCCAAGGAGAAGCGCGACUUCCUCAAGGCCAACUUCCCGCAGCUCAAGGACUCGAACAUCGGCAACUCGCGCGACACCAGCUUCGAGCAGUUGGUGCUCACCCAGACCAAGGGUCGCGGUGUCGAUCUCGUCCUGAACUCGCUGGCCGGCGACAAGUUGCAGGCCAGCGUGCGCUGCCUCGCCAACGGCGGUCGCUUCUGCGAGAUCGGCAAGUUCGAUCUGUCGAACAACACCGCGCUGGGCAUGUCGCUGUUCCUCAAGAACACGUCGUUCCACGGCAUUCUGCUGGACGCCUUGUUCGACUCAGACGGCCCAGAGAAGCGCGAAGUCGUCAGGCUCGUGAACGAGGGUAUCGAGAACGGCGCGGUGAGACCACUACCGUCCACCGUGUUCAGCGAGCAGCAGAUCGAGCAAGGUUUCCGAUUCAUGGCCACCGGCAAGCACAUCGGCAAAGUCCUGCUUAAGAUCCGCGACGAGGAGCCGGCCAAGGUCACCCAGCCCACUCCCAAGACGAUCGCCUCGAUUCCGCGCACCUACAUGAACCCCAACAAGUCCUACGUGCUCGUCGGAGGUCUCGGUGGCUUCGGUCUCGAGCUCGCCAACUGGAUGAUCACGCGCGGAGCCCGCCACAUCGUGCUCACCUCGAGAUCGGGCGUGCGCACCGGCUAUCAAGCUCUCUGCAUCAGAAGAUGGCGCGCUCUGGGCAUCCGCAUCGACGUCUCCACCAAGGACGUGACCACCCUGGAGGGAGCCGAGCAACUUCUCGCUGCCGCCAAGCCCGUCGGUGGUAUCUUCAAUCUGGCCGCCGUGCUGCGCGACGCUCUCCUCGAGAAUCUCGACGAGAAGCAGUUCAAGACCGUGGCACUGCCCAAGGUCGACGGCACGAAGAAUCUCGAUCUCGCCUCGCGCAAACACUGCCCCGACCUCGACUACUUCGUCUGCUUCUCGUCCGUGUCCUGCGGACGCGGUAACGCCGGUCAAACCAAUUACGGCCUGGCCAACUCCGCCAUGGAGCGCAUCUGCGAGCAGAGACAGGCCCUGGGACUGCCGGGUCUCUCCAUUCAGUGGGGCGCCAUCGGCGACGUCGGCCUCAUCCUCGAGACCAUGGGCAACAACGAGACCGAGGUUGGCGGCACCCUGCCCCAACGUAUGUCCAGCUGUCUAGCCACCAUGGACGUGUUCCUACAGCAGCCGCAUCCGGUCCUCGCCUCGAUGGUGCUGGCCGACAAGAACAAAGCCGCCGACGCCGGCAGCCAGGUCGGUCUGCUCGAAGCCGUCGGUAAUAUCCUCGGCAUCAAGGACGUCAAGGCCGUGAAUCCCAACAACAGUCUGGCCGAUCUCGGCAUGGACUCGCUCAUGGGUACGGAGAUCAAGCAGACGCUCGAGAGAAAUUACGACAUCGUGCUGAGCCCACAGGAGAUCCGAGGACUGACCUUCGCGAAAUUGAAAGAAUUCGCGUCGAGCAGCGGCGAAACCUCCGACACACCAGCCGCAUCGCCAACUCACAGUGCCACAGCCGAGAACAGCCCGGACUCCCUGCUCUUCCAGUGCUCCGGCGCUGAGAUCAUUCCACGCACGUCGCUCAUCAAGCUCGAGACCCGCGGCGCCGAAGGCACCCCCGUCUUCGUCGUCUCGGCCAUCGAGGGCGUCAUCGCCUCGCUCAAGAGUCUCGCCUCCGAAAUCACACGUCCCGUCUGGGGUCUUCAGUGCACCAAGGACACGCCUCUGGACUCGAUCUCCGACUUCGCCACGCAUACCAUCAAACAGAUCAGGGACGUGCAGGCCAAGGGACCAUACACCCUCGUGGGCUACUCAUUCGGUGCGCUGGUCGCAUUCGAGAUCGCCCUGCAGCUCGAGACAGCCGGUGAACAGGUCGUGCUGACGCUCCUCGACGGCUCGCCCGAGUUCAUUACCCAGCACUGCCGCACCAUCGGCAAACAGACCGGUUCCGAUGCCGAGAACUUCGAGGUCGACGGCGUCAGAAAGGCCCUGGCUUACUUCGUGAGACAGAUGAAUCCCAAUAUCGGAUUCUUGAAGGCUUACAACAUGCUCCGAGAAACCACAAAUGACGAUGAUAUGUACAAAAAGAUGUUGGAACUCAUUGGACAGACGCCUUUCAACAAGGACGACGUGAAAGAAGCCAGUCUUCUGUUCUACAAGAAAUUGAGGGCAGCUAACUCCUACAAACCUGUGGGCAAAUAUCAAGGACAAGUAACGCUUUGCAAAGCCAAAGAUAACUUUGUCACUCUCAAUUUGGAUUAUGGAUUGUCACAGAUCUGUAACCAAACUGUGAAAAUCGAAGAAAUCUCGGGCAACCACAGAACCAUCUUGUCCGGUGAAGGCGUCAAGCAAAUAGCGGAAAUUAUUUAAGUCGUUGUAGUCAAUUAUCUAGAUUUACCAAAAGCCAGAGAUUCAAGUUAAAUUUUCGUACGUAAGACGGAAAGAUAAUGUGAUUUACUAAUGUACAAAGAUAUAUUUCUACUGGAAAAUUCUCUGCACACAACUUAUUUAUAUUAAUCAUUAUCUCGCUAUCAUUUGUUACAAAUUCAUGAUUCUUCAUCAUCAUUUAGAGUUUAAUUACUAAUAAUACUAUAUAUAAUAUUGUAAAAAGUAGAUUGAUUCAUUUUGCCAAGUUUUUUGCGCUUCAUUGUGAAUGAACGCGUUGGGAUCUUAACAAAUAUGUAAAAAAUGUAAUUAUUUAUGAAAAAACAUAGAUGAUUUGACAAUUAGCAUGUAAGAUAAGUUUAAUUAUUUUUGAUUUGUAGUGGAGUUAUUUCUCUAAUUUUUACUCUGACGGAUGUACUCUGUUAACUUAAUAAUGGAAAAAUUAAACUUUGCGACUUUUUUAUGUACAUCAGUGGACAGGUGGCCAUAAUUAAGUUGUAUAAAACAUAAAUGUAUUUGACUAUUGUUUGUGCGUUGAAAGUAUACCUUAAUAAUUGCUUAAGUAGCAGAUGCAGUUGUUGGACACAAUUUGUAAUUGAUUUUUUUACAUUAAAGAAACUGUUAUGUUAAUAAUUAGUUAAAAUAAGUCGAAGAUUUUUUUAUUACAUCUGUACAAUUGAUUUGAAAAAGUUAUGAUUUAUACAUUCGAUUAGUACAAGCUCAUUCAAAAUAAUUUUAAUUCCUAGAAAUAAGUAUAACGAAAUAUAAUGGAAUAAAAUCACUGUAAAAUUUGCAUGCUGUGCAUUUAUUCAACUUUGCAUUUAAAAAAUGCAUAAUGUUUGAUGUAUGAACACUUAUGAUAAAUAAACAAUAUAAAAAA